Mytilinidion resinicola is the source of this 540-nucleotide messenger RNA. RefSeq lists its product as uncharacterized. The transcript has 2 exons. The annotation marks the transcript as partial. The record is from RefSeq and is a predicted model, not a curated record. Gene Ontology annotation, biological process: regulation of DNA-templated transcription. Gene Ontology annotation, molecular function: DNA binding; DNA-binding transcription factor activity. NCBI's taxonomy places the organism in Eukaryota, Fungi, Ascomycota, Dothideomycetes, Mytilinidiales, Mytilinidiaceae.
CGCCCAAGGAUGUCGUCUAUGUAAGUAGCCUUGACGCUCGAUAGCCUUUUCGUCCCGUCCAACCUGAGUUUUGAUGCAUGACAGCUGACAGCUGACAGCAGACUAGAACGGACCAUUCGAUACCGGGCAUGUUACCUCCUGCACGAUUACCAGGGAUUGUCAAUCCAGUGUCACCAUCCCUGGAAGCAUCUACUAGAGAUAACUACACUAUAUCCACGCCUGGUCUUCACAGGCACUCUGCUCUCUCGCUUCAUGGGCACCUCGAUUAUUACUUGCAAUGGCCAGACCAUUGUCCCUUACAUUGAGGCCAAAAUCGAAAAGAACUUCUUCUCCAACAACAGAGUUUGGAUAUGCUAUCGACGGAACUAUUUCUCUAUCCUUAUAUUAUACGCACUAAACCCACAUAUUAGCAAUAACGGACGCCUCUACCUAACCUGUGGGAACAAGCCAGCAGAACAGAUCCAGUUGAUUGCAAUAUUGUUAUCGGCUGCUGUGGAUAGAGCUACUGGGAAAAACAUCGAACUAAUUUAAUAUACCCCG